GUUAAUAUUUGUCGGCGCAGGGCUCUGGUGCACCCAUAAAUUAUUUUUGCUUGGCAUUAUCAAAAAAAGCUAAUAAACAAAGUAAUAUAAAUUAAAUAACAUUAAAAAUUUAGAUGCUAGAUAACAAAACAUAAUAACAAUUUAGUUUAUUAUUUGACACCCAACAAAAUGCAAGCUCAUGCCAAGGAAACUCCCCAAGAAGAAUUGGAAAAAUUGGUCAUAGUCACCGGCUUUGGACCAUUUAUAGGACAUGAAUCAGUAAAUGCUAGUUGGGAGGCGGUACGCUUACUGCCCGAUGAAAUUUUCCAUCAAAAUACUGCCUACAAAUUGGAAAAAUUAGAAGUACCUGUUGAAUAUGAAGCGGUAGACAAGGCUGUUGAAGACAUAUGGUCACGACGUCCCACUUUGGUUAUACACUGUGGUGUACAUGGCAUGGCUACUUGUGUUAAUGUGGAAAAAUUGGCCUAUAAUAACAAUUUCAAAAGGGCCGACUAUGCCGGCAAACAUUUGCCAAAUGCCACGGCCUGUUUGAAAAAUUGUCCAGCCAAAAAGUCCGCCAUAUUUUGUAAAUUAAAUUUGAAAAAAAUUAUAGAGGUAAUAAGUGAUAAUUGCGGCUGCACACCGGAUUAUGCUAAGGAAGAUAAUAAAACCGAGGAAAUUACAAAAAUUGCCCGCAUAUCCAAAGAAGUGGGCAAUUAUUUGUGUGGUUAUAUUUAUUUGAAAUCCCUGGAUCGUGACUGCUGCCGUACACUCUUUGUACAUGUACCGCCUUUGGAUAAACCCUUUAGUGCUGAGAAACUAAGUGAGGUGGUUUUGAAAAUCACCGAGGAAUGUUUGAGACAAGUAUUGGAAGAAGUUAUACACAAUGAGAUCAUACAACAACCACACAACAAGGCCAACGAAUCUAAAAAAAAGCUGCUAAAACCAAAAAAGAGGGCAUACUUUUGGGCUGGACCGUAAAUUGUGUAUUCCUCAACAGUAUUAACAAUUAUUUGCUUUUACGAAUAAAGAAACAUAUAUUACAGGAACAUA
Molecule: messenger RNA, 1032 nt
Organism: Lucilia sericata (common green bottle fly)
Lineage: Eukaryota; Metazoa; Arthropoda; Insecta; Diptera; Calliphoridae
Product: pyroglutamyl-peptidase 1
Exons: 3
Coding region: 169-960 (263 amino acids)
Biological process (GO): proteolysis
Cellular component (GO): cytosol
Molecular function (GO): pyroglutamyl-peptidase activity
Source: RefSeq, a predicted model, not a curated record